AUGGUCUCCUCCAAAGCUUCGAUCCUCCAGCCUGAGGACCACAGCCGAGAUGCAGCGUUCAACAAGAUCAUGCACGGCAAAACAGCGCAACUCAAGGGCGGCGUGUCGGCCAUGUUCAGCAAGGAUGCCGCCGCCAAAAAGCUUGCCGUCGACGAGUACUUCAAGCACUUUGACGACAAGUCAGCUGAUGCCGAGACGGCAGCCGACCGCGAGGCGCGUGUUGCAGACUACGCCAGCUUGACACGCCAUUACUACAACCUCGCAACGGACCUCUACGAAUACGGCUGGUGCCAGUCGUUCCACUUCUGCCGAUUCGCCGUCGGCGAGGGGUUCGAGAAGGCCAUUGCCCGCCACGAGCAUUACCUCGCACACCGCAUGCACAUCGCUGAGGGCGCGCGUGUUCUCGACGUGGGCUGCGGCGUCGGCGGGCCGGCCAGGCAGAUCGCCACAUUCACGGGGGCGCACGUGACGGGCCUCAACAACAACGACUACCAGAUUGACCGGGCGACGCAUUAUGCGGCCCAAGCCAAGAUGUCAGACCGCCUAGAGUUCGUCAAGGGCGACUUUAUGCAUAUGCCGUUCCCGGACAACAGCUUCGAUGCCGUGUACGCGAUCGAGGCGACGGUGCACGCAUCGCGGCUCGAGGGAGUGUACUCGGAGAUCCAGCGGGUGCUGAAGCCUGGCGGCGUGUUCGGCGUGUACGAAUGGCUCAUGACCGACGCAUACGACAACGACAAGGUGGAGCAUCGGCGGGUGCGUCUCGACAUUGAAGUCGGUAGCGGCAUUGCCAACAUGGUGUCGAGGAAGGAGGGCCUCGUGGCGAUGGAGGCGGCCGGGUUUGAGCUGCUUCACCACGAGGACCUCGCGGACAGGCCGGACCCUCUGCCUUGGUACGGCCCGCUGUCCCGGCGGAGCUCAAGUUUACGCAGUCGGCCCAUGGACAUUGUGAAGAGCAUUGGCAUGACGCGCUGGGGACGAGCCGUCGGCCACCAAUUCAUGGGUGCCAUGGAAACGCUGCGCCUGGCGCCGGCGGGCACGCAGAAGACAGCGUUCGCGCUCGCGAGGGCGUCGGAUGGGCUCGUCGAGGGCGGCAAGCAGAAGUUGUUCACGCCGAUGUACCUCAUGGUGGGACGCAAGCCUGCACAACCAUGA
This is a messenger RNA of Verticillium dahliae VdLs.17, 1152 nucleotides long. RefSeq names its product sterol 24-C-methyltransferase. Gene Ontology annotation, molecular function: sterol 24-C-methyltransferase activity. Bases 1 to 1152 code for a protein of 383 amino acids. The transcript has 2 exons. Gene Ontology annotation, cellular component: endoplasmic reticulum. The record is from RefSeq and is a predicted model, not a curated record. NCBI's taxonomy places the organism in Eukaryota, Fungi, Ascomycota, Sordariomycetes, Glomerellales, Plectosphaerellaceae. Gene Ontology annotation, biological process: ergosterol biosynthetic process.